Arachis duranensis is the source of this 909-nucleotide messenger RNA. RefSeq lists its product as uncharacterized. The transcript is spliced from 2 exons. NCBI's taxonomy places the organism in Eukaryota, Viridiplantae, Streptophyta, Magnoliopsida, Fabales, Fabaceae. The coding region runs from base 1 to 909 and encodes 302 amino acids. Gene Ontology annotation, molecular function: nucleic acid binding; zinc ion binding. The record is from RefSeq and is a predicted model, not a curated record.
AUGCGAGGACCCCGAGAUGGAAGCUCGGGUGUUGGUACGAGAAACAUAGGUCAAUACUAUAGGUCUAUGACCCUUAUUGACUUCCUCAAGAGUGGUCCACCUCAGUUUAAUGGAAAUGCCAAUGCGUUAGAGGCUGAUGGGUGGUUUCGAGACAUGGAGAGAUUUUUAUACAUUCAGCACAUAUCGGAAACACAGUCGGUGGAAAUAGUGACUUACAUGUUGGAGGAAGAGGCUCAGAAAUGGUGGCAGGAGUUAUAUCAUACCUUGCAGAUGGAGUUAACGGAUAUCCCUUGGAAUAGAUUCAAGACGGAAUUUUACGGGAAAUAUUUCUUACAUGCGCUUCGCAUUGCAAAGGAAUUAGAGUUAAUGCAACUGAAACAAGAGAAUAUGUCUGUUGCUGACUAUACUCGUGAAUUCGACAACCUGUGUCAUCUCUCAAAAGUUUGUCAAGGAAAUUCAGCCAACUAUGAGGUGUGGAAGUGUGCUCAAUAUGAGAAAGGACUUAGAAGAGACAUCUUCAACUACGUGAGUCCACAAAGGUUAACGAAUUUCCCUGAAUUGGUUAAGAAAAGUAAAUUCGCAAAAAGUGACUCCAUGAAGCGAGCGAUGUUACAGGAAGGCUAUGGAAAGACUACUCCAUAUGAGCCGCAUAGGGCUGAGCUAGGUGUAUACUACAAGUGCGGGAAGCCGGGGCAUACAACUCGAGACUGUCUGCACAAGGAACGCCGGGAUGCAGCCGAACUCGAUUCUCAGACUCGAGGAAAGGACUAUGAUGUAUUAUUGGAAGACCUGAGAUACGUGCUUAAGCAAUAUCGUAAGAUUAUAGUAGACGCACUAAGCAAGAAGUUUCUAAGGGAUUCUUGGACAUUAAUUUCAAAGGAUGAAAUGUUAGAUGGGUUAGAGUUCUAA